AUGCAAUGGGGCUGUCAUUCAAAUUCACCCCGUGGUAACUCUCUUUAUCAGAUAAUUAACAAUAAAAAAUAUAGUAUUCAAUCCCCUCCUAAUCCCACCUAUUGGCUAACAUCACCCAGAAAACGCCCCGACAUCUUGGACAUCUUUAUCACUAAAAUACCUAAAAGGCUAAAUUGCUUAACUGAAAAUCUCACAAACCCAAUGCCUGACCACUCCCCAGUAAUUAGGGUUGUAAAUGCAGAACCCUUAAUCAAAUCAAUCAGGCCUUCACUAAUUAAUGGCUUAAUGAACUGGGAUAUGUUCCAAUCAAUCCUAAUCAAUCAAAUUAAUUUAAAAACUCGCCUAAAAACUGAUACAGACAUUGAUGAGGCGGUAGAUAAUCUCACUACCUCUAUUCAAUCAGCAGCCUGGUGCUCUUGCUCACCAAUUUCUACUUCCAGUCAAAAUCAAUAUAAAAUUCCCAUUCAUAUAGGACAAAUAAUUGUUCAAAAAAGAAGGGCUCGUGCUAAUUGGCAAAGAACCAGAUAUCCCUCCGAUAAAAGAAUUUUUAACAACCUUUGUACAAAGUUAAAAAGAGAAGCAGGUCAUCAACGCACAGGCGAUUUUAUCAAAUAUACAGCCUCGCUAUCUGAAAAAAAACGGCUCACUCUGGAAAGCUACUCACAAAAUUCUCAAACACAAACUAACCAUUUUUCCAUUAAAAAAGCAGGAUGGAAACUGGGCGAUAAAUGGUAUUGA
Messenger RNA from Cinara cedri, 738 nucleotides. NCBI's taxonomy places the organism in Eukaryota, Metazoa, Arthropoda, Insecta, Hemiptera, Aphididae. The record is from the annotation of a GenBank genome assembly.